Tripterygium wilfordii is the source of this 576-nucleotide messenger RNA. RefSeq lists its product as uncharacterized. The transcript has a single exon. The coding region runs from base 1 to 576 and encodes 191 amino acids. NCBI's taxonomy places the organism in Eukaryota, Viridiplantae, Streptophyta, Magnoliopsida, Celastrales, Celastraceae. The record is from RefSeq and is a predicted model, not a curated record.
AUGCCUGGUACGUAUAAUGAUAUAUCUGUUCUAGAUCACUCACCGCUCUUCGACAGGUUUAUCCGAUGUCAGACUCCAAACAUCCCAUAUGAAGUAAAUGGUAGGGUAUACCAUAUUCCAUACUACCUCACUGAUUGCAUAUACCCUCACUAUGCAACAUUGAUACAAUCAAUCAAGCACCUAAGGACCCAAAAGGAGAAACAUUUUGCAAAAAAACAAGAAGCGGCCUGCAAGGAUGUGGAACGAGCUUUUGGGGUGUUGCAAGCAAAAUGGGCGAUAACUGAAGGACCCAUACGAUUCUGGGAUGAAGAAACUGUUACAAACAUCAUGAAUUGUUGCAUUAUACUGCAUAACAUAAUAAUCGAGGAUGAGAGGCAUGCUAAUAUCGAGCCUUGGCAGCCUGUAGCUGGUGAAAUUCUACUAGAUGGUUUACUUGAGCAUGAUGAACAACUACUAGGAUGCUUCAUACGCUCACGUAUCGAACAAGUGCGUGAUCGGUCCAUUAACGGUAUGCUUAGGCAUGACUUAAUGGAAAAUUUAUGGUCCAACUUUGGGGGAGAAAAUACCCUUAUGUAA